AUAGCCUAAAGUCUUCGUCUUGACACAAUUGGUAAAAGAAGUCUCUAAGUAUUCUUUUAAUUUUUCUUUUUUAAAUUUUUCUUGCUAAAAUAAAAAGAAAAGAAUUUUAGUGUUAUAAAAAAAUUACAAACCCGAAGACAAGAACGAUUUUAUCGAGAACUGCAACGACGACGAUUUCUCUCAGUUUUUAAAAAAACAAAAAGAAAAAGAAAAAUUUAAAUAAAAACUUUUAUUGAAGAAAUUAAUUAAAAAUAAACAUACGAAUUUUUAAAAUAAACAUUGAAAUUAUAUACAUACAAAUAUACAAAACAAGUAAAAGAACAAGUUAUUAAAAUAUACAAUUAAAAAUUAAAAGCAAAAUAUAUAUAUAAGAAAAAUAAGAAUUAAAAAAAAACAAGAAAAGUUUUUGACUAACAAAAAUCAGUUAAAAGGUCAUAAAAAGCGUUAAAGCAAAAAAAAAGCAAGAAAAACAAACCAAAAAGCAAAGAAAUAGAAAAAGAAAAGUAAAACAGAAAAAAAAAACCAGUGAAUUUUUUAAUUUAAAUUUUUUUUUUGGUCAAAAGUGUGAUAAACUUUCUGUGAUGGGGGAUGAAAUCAAUCCCACUAAUGAUGGUAGCAAGAAAGAAGCAGCAGCAGCUGAUAAUGGAGCAACAACUCCAUCGGCAGCAGCAGCAGCCGAAGCAGGAGCAGUGAAUGGAAAUGGUGGUGCAGUUGUAAAUGGUGUUGGUGCACCAUCUGCUUCAUCAGCUGAAGAAAUGGUAGCAUCUUCAGCAGCUACUAAUAACAAUGAUGAUGAUGGUAUGAAAAGUGAUGAGAAAAACUCUAAAAAUGAUAAUGGUAAUGGUGAUGGUAAUGGUGGCGGCGGCAACGGCAAUGGUGACGACGGAAAACAUGGUGAUGAAAAUGGUAUUGUAACAUCUGGUAAUAAUACCAUUAAUGAAACUAACGGUGCUAAUAAUGAUGCUAAUAUUGAUGCAGCUGAAGAAGCUAAUGAAGGCGGCGAACAAAACGGUAAUGGUGGCGGUAACGGUAAUGGUGGUGAUGGCGACGGUAAUAUUAAUAAUGAUGUUGGUAAUGAUGGUAAUCAAGAAAAUACCGAUGAUGGUGAUGCAAUUGAUGAUGAUCCUGCUUGUCCAGCUGAUGGUGGACAAACAGAUGGUGGUGAAACUGAUGCUGAAGGUGGUUUAAAUACUGAAGAUGGUGGUAUUGGUGGUGGUACCGGUGGUCCACCAACUGAUCCCGGUUUAUUAUCUGAAGGAUUGUCUAGUUUAGUUGGUGUUGGUCCACCAAGUCCAUUAACUGGUUGCUAUUUAUUAAUUAUUUUGAGUGAACCACAUUCUGAUGAACAUAAGGAUAUUAUAUUGCAACGUUUAAUUAAAGGUAAGAAUUUUUAAAUUUUUCUACAUUAGAAUCAUAAAUUCGUACAAAUAUCAAGGUAUGUUGACGAUAUUUUAUUAAAUGAGAAAUAUUAAAUUUUAUAAAAAAAAAAUGAAAUUAAUUUUUUUUUUUAAAUUUAUUAAAAAUCUAUUGUUAAUAUGAGCAACUAUUGGUCAAUUUAAGCUAGUAAAAGCGAGGAAUGGCGACUUCAAUACUGCCAUUCAUCAUUUAUCUAUAAGAGGUCGAUCGGUAUCCAUGUACGAAACAUUCUUUCUGGAUAGAUCAAUUCAAAUAUCUUUGAAUAAAUACAACAGAGCAUCCAGCUAUGCUCCCGGGAGCUUCUAUAAUCAAUCGAAUCGGUACUCCGUCUAAAAAGAUUUUCUUUCUCUAUAUCAGGCCAUGGCAAUUGCAAAGCACAUAUUGUACAUCUUUUUCCAUACCAAUAUCUUAAUGUCC
Condylostylus longicornis is the source of this 1833-nucleotide messenger RNA. RefSeq names its product protein qua-1-like. Bases 582 to 1394 code for a protein of 270 amino acids. NCBI's taxonomy places the organism in Eukaryota, Metazoa, Arthropoda, Insecta, Diptera, Dolichopodidae. The record is from RefSeq and is a predicted model, not a curated record. The transcript is spliced from 3 exons.